Molecule: messenger RNA, 2035 nt
Organism: Orbicella faveolata
Lineage: Eukaryota; Metazoa; Cnidaria; Anthozoa; Scleractinia; Merulinidae
Product: TBC1 domain family member 10A-like
Biological process (GO): regulation of GTPase activity
Molecular function (GO): GTPase activator activity; small GTPase binding
Source: RefSeq, a predicted model, not a curated record
UGUACAGGGUGGUUGCCAAAAUCAUUCUCCCGUCAAUUCAACGCUUAUCUGUCUUUCAUAAACAAUAAUUGAUUGUAAACCUGCGAGUUUCCAGAACCGCCCAUAGGAAUUUUAUUGUAGGGUUGCUCAGAAAUAUCUCGUGUCCGUGUGACUUUGGUCACGUGGUCACGAGGCGACUUACAUCACAGGCGCCUGGGGCGAGUCAAGCUCCACCCCCCGCCCGCGCUGGCGGCCAAAAAGCCUGGAUACUGGAAAAGCUUACGGUGGAGGAAUUUUUGCCGAUUUUUGAAGAUUUUGGAACCAUAGAUUGCGAAUACUUCCUCCAAAACGACACACUUGAAGUUACACACGUCAGUGUGUUCUGUUUUCUGACCGUGAAAAUCAGCGAAGUCUUUCGUGAACUUGGUUUUUGCUUUAUGCGAAGGCUAGUCUGGACUAGCGCUAUAUUUCUACCGGAAAUGUUUUCAUGAACUGUACACUUCGUAACGCGCUUCCACUGAAUUCGAAAUGUGUUUUAACCCUCCAGUGAAUGACAUUGCAAUAAUUUGCUAAUUUAGUUUGGUUGGAGAAUUUCUUUAUUUCCACAUUGGAAACAUGGAAUUUUACGAGCCACGUUCGCAAAAUGUGCAGCUGAAUGGCGUCACACCAAUAGACCCAGAUGCCCAGAGCACUAAUGGCCCCUCUGUGGAUCGGUAUGGUUUUGUAGGACAGCACAAACAAGCCUCUGAGGCAAACAAUGAUGUAGCCGCAGAUGUUUACAGACAUAGAGAGCUAAAGUGGGUUGAAAUGCUACAAAACUGGGACAAGUGGAUGGCAAAGAAAUUUCCAAAGGUGAAGGAAAGAUGUCGCAAAGGUAUUCCAUCUUCUGUUCGUGGGCAUGCAUGGCAGAACUUAUCAGGAAGUAUGGAACUAAAGAAUCAAAAUAAUGGAGUGUUUGAAACACUUGUGGAGAGAGAAUCCCCAGAUUGGGAGAAAAUAAUUGAAAAGGACCUGAGUAGAACCUUUCCAUUUCAUGAGCUGUUUUCUGAAAAGAAUGGCCCAGGGCAGAGGGAUUUGUUUAACAUCUUGAAAGCAUACGCAAUAUAUGACCCUGAAACAGGUUACUGUCAGGCAAUGGCUCCAGUGGUAGCAGUCCUACUAAUGCACAUGACAGCAGAGGAAGCUUUCUGGUGUUUUGUGAUGAUUUGUGAUAGGUACAUUCCUGGAUAUUACAGCCCCAAAUUAGAGGCAGUCCAGAUGGAUGGGGCUUUAUUUGGUGGUUUAUUGGAUAAAUAUGUGCCUCAUGUAGCAAAACAUAUGAAAACUCACCACAUAGACCCAUUAAUGUAUAUGACUGAAUGGUUCAUGUGUCUGCUAGCAAGGAACCUUCCAUUUGCUACUGUACUUCGUGUAUGGGACAUGUUUUUUUGUGAAGGAAUGAAAGUACUGUUCAGAACUACUCUGGCAAUAAUGAAGUUAGCUCUUACUCCAAAGGAUCUUCCACGCUGUCAAGGGUUAUUUGAAACGAAUGAGAGACUAAGACGUUUACCAAUGACGUUAAUGCAAGAGGACUCCCUUGUACCUGUGUCCCUAAGUUUAAAGCUUUCCAUAAAAGACCUUCGGAGGGAGCAUGAGCAUCAGUUUUCUAAACGACCAAAAGGAAAGUCAGAAGCUGGUGAACUCAGAUGACAUCAAUCAACUACUGCGCCGGAUACCAGAGUUGCAGCCAAUUCAUUGUCGACGAAAUCACAAGAGUAACGCUUUGAUCUGUGGGAGAAGAUUUAAAACAGAGAUAACAAACAAAAUCUUGAAAUAUUUGUGUUUUACAAUAGGCAGGCUGCUCUCGGUUUUUAUCUUUGGUUUUUAUCAAUUCUGAUAGUUCGUCAACUACAUCCACUGUAAUUUGUUUAGAAUCGUCAAGCCUUCAGUCUGAUUUUUUAACAUCGGACCGGUUUAUAGUUUUUAACAGAAAUAAUCUGUAUAAUAUGGAAACAAUAUGUAUUUAACGAACAUUGUAUGAAUUAAAUAAUUUAGUAAUAAACAGACCCAGUAUCAA